AUGUUCCCCGACGAGCUUAAUGGCCUGACGCCGGUCGAGGAGAAGCUCAUCUCGCUGAACUCGUGUUACGGCUUUGUGACGAGGUAUAGCAUUCCGGGCGGGCAGCGGCAGGCCGUGAGGUAUCCGAGACACGUCAAGGGCCACAUCACGGUGUUCCCAAACAACGUGCAGGAGCUGGCGAGAAAGGUGCUCCCGCACCCGCUCUUGCAAACAAUGGACGAGAUACAUGUCUCGUGGCAGGGCGCGGAGAAGCCAGCACCGAGCGACUUGUCGGGUCUCUUGUCGGUGAGGCGUCAAGUCGUCGAGAGAGCGCUUGUCUGGUUGAAGAAGAACAAUCCCCAUUACGCCGACAUUGAGAUCGACAAGGCGGAAAUGGAUAGUUGGGGAACCCCAUCGCACGGUGUGCCGUCGAUGGUGUACGGACGCAUGGAGCGGAACGAGCCGUCUGCGUGGGAGAAGACGCGAACGGCACAGGUCGUGCCGCCCGCAGAGCGGGCCAUGGACGGCGAUAGUUCGGCGGAGAUCGAGGAAGUCCUUGCUCGGCUCCACCAGGGACAAGACCCCGAAGACGGGGCCAAAAUGAUCAACGAGAUAACCUCUUCCGGCAUGUUUGCGUUGGACGGACCGCCGGACGUGUCGGACGCGGAGAAGCUCCGCUUUGCUUGCAAUGCCGUGAGCGGCGACGGGGCCGAGGACGGCCGGCCGGGGCCGAGGGCAUGGAUAAGGUCGGCGGGGGCAGGUCGAGGCGGUAUGGAUGUCUGUGAGCCGUACAUUCACGUUGGUCGUGGAGAGGAAUUCGCCGACUCGCUGGACGCCUCGUUCUUCGCCAAGACCUUUCCCACCCUAUUGCCGUUCGGAUUUGGAGGACCACGGCUGGCGGAGGAAUUCAUCCUAGGGCCGGAGGGGUCGGUCAAUCCGCGCGGUACGGCUGCCGGAGAAGAGACGGCCGCGCGAGAUCUCCUGUCGUCUCGGAACAUGAGCCUUCGGACGUGGGCCGGCAUCGUGCUGCGGCGCCAUGGUGGCCGAUUCGCGACGCAUGCCAUCUUCUCGUUUCUCCUUUUCAACAUGGACGUUGGCGGCGGCCAGGGUGGAGUUGAGAGCUCGGGCACGACCACCGAUGAUGGCGUGAAGGAGCUUCUAAGAUGCCUUUCGCUAUACGGCUACCGGCAGCCCAUGUCGAGGGAACUCCGUCUGAGCAUGCGACGCAAGAUCCAGUCACUCAUCUUGUGUCGUGGCGUGCCUGCAAUCUGGUUCACGCUCAACCCGAACGACAUCACGAACCCGGUGAAGCUGAGACUGGCGGCGUACCGCACACGUGAUCCUGAAGCGGCCGAGGCAUUUCUGAGAAGCCUCGACAUGGCGUUCAAACGUGCGCGGCUGGCCAUCUCGGACCCGUUGAGCUCGGCCGAAUUCUUCCACCGAGAGAUGACGUUGUUCUUCGAAAAUUACGUCAGAGUGGGCGAGGAGUCGGGAAAUGCGCAUCUAAGCUCAAUGCUUGUCGAUAUCCACGGCGAGGAUCAAGCGGCAUACCGAGAGCGCAUUGUCAGAUACGUCGACAGCGUCUUUUCCGAGGAUCUGGACCAGGAAGGUUUCUGCGCAAUCCAGGCAGAGCGAUCGGUAACAUCAGAUAUAUCGCAGUUGCUGGGCGAUGAACGGCAAUUUUCAGCCUCGUUCGACGAGGAAGCGAACUUCUGUGCCGGCGCGACGCAGAUCCAUACCCAUAGCCCGACCUGCGUCAAGUACUCGCUGGGCAAAGGGGGGCGCAAGAGUGAUUUAUGUCGUUUCAAGGCGCCGUGGGGACUGGUCGACGAGACGGCCUUCACGGGAGACGGCGUGCUGCGGAUUCGGAGGUCGCACAGCAUGGUGAAUCGGUGGAACAAGGCGAUUGCCGUGGGGCUUCGCCACAACCAUGACAUAUCCUUCAUCGCCACACAGCGCAAGACCAUGGCCCUCGUCUUCUACGUCACCAACUAUGCGACCAAGGUAGAGGACCCCGUGUGGAAGCGCGUCGUCGCGGCCGCGGAUCUCUUGCCUCCCAGAGCAGGCGACGGAAUGGCCGACGACGCGGAGGUUCGUGGAGGCGAAGGUGGCGGGGACGAUGGCAAACAAAACAGGACACGACAAUUCUUGAUGAAGGUGGCGAAUCGCGUGUUUACGGAGAGGCCGUUAUCGCAGGUCGAGGUUAUUGCGGAUCUUCUGGGAUACCCGACUGAACUGACGAAUAACGGUGCCUGGGCGUUCCUGAACGUUUCGGUGCUCUACUGGCACGUCUUCCGACAAUGGCCGCACCUUCGACGGGAAAGCGGCGCAUCCACUGCAGAUGGUUCCGUGGACGAGUCAAUACUCGUCGAAGAAGCAGGCCAGAGGAUUUGCCGCGUCGAGGCAUAUCGUCAUCGGGGAGAUGUCCUUCGAGGGCUGUGUCUCUACGACUAUAUUUCGCUGGUCAGGCUGAAGCGCAACGACACGGACAAGAGGCCCGCCGCCUGGGGGGAGGUCCCGCUCGAGAGCGGCUGGGCUCCGGGGAGCCGUUGGGUGCAGGUGCUCAGGCGACCGGGCAAGCAGGCCAUGGUCUGCCUCGAUGGGUAUUUGAGCAAGGAUUUCGACGAAGACGACGAAGGGUCGUGCUACCGAAGAGCGGCUGUGCAGCAUCUUGCGCUAUUCGUGCCGUGGGAGUCCUUCUUAGGUGAAGAAAGCGGUGGCAUCGACCGCAUAUGGAGGCGGGAACGAGCAGCUCUGGUCCCGAGGAUAUCAUGUUACGUCGAUAACGUGCAGUUGCUGCGACGGUCGGCCGAAGAUGCAAAGCGGGACGCCAAGCAGUGGGCAGCCUCAUCCGGGGACCGUGACGCCACGGCAGUACAUCCGGACGAGGAUGGCACUGGGAGGCGGGUGUCGAGCCUGGAUCGAAGCUCGAUCGGGGCGAACCAAAUCACGGCCGGCUCGCCAGAGCUCACGGCGAUGAUGCAGGAGCUCAGCCGCUUCCAGCAAUUGGCGUUGUCGUCGUCUUCCGAGUUCCAGGCCGCAAUACUAUCCGAACGGGGCCCAAGACGAAUCAACAUCCCGGGGCGGGCAUUCUCCGGAGCCAGAAUACCGCCGCAGAGUCAGGUUAGGGCCAUAAAGUCGCAGCAAACCUGUGCAUCCAGGGAGAGGGAGAAGAUGAUCCGGGGCAUACAAAGCGUGCCCACGGCAGCAGUGACUGAUCGUCGGGCGGCGGUGCGCAGCGUGCUCACGGGGUUCGGGGAUGACGAUAUCCAGAUGACGGCGGCGGACCUCGAGGAAACGGUAGAGGAGGCCAGCGCGGGAAUGGAGAUCCGGCUUGGCACCUCAACCUCCUUUAUCGAGGCGGGUAAGGCCCUGGUAGCGAGGUUCACGCUGAACAAGAAGCAGGCGAUCGCCUUCCUAAUCAUAUGCCGUCAGCUUGACCUAAUACGGCGCAGGGAAAAGGCAACGGACUGCAGCAGCACGGAUCAACGGCAUCACGAUCCACCCGCCUGCGGGUUCUCCAAAGAUCUCGCGGCAGUCGCAAACACGGGCAAGGAUCUCGACGGGGUGCGAAUGCCGAACCAGGCGGAGCGCACGGUUGUCUCGUGGGACAUGGACAACUCUUUCAAGGCCGAGCAACGGCACCAGCACGACAAGGCGCACGCGCUGUGGAAGAGGUUCACGGCGGUCGUCAUGCUGGACGAGCAAGUGCGCGCCGCCGACGACCCAGAGCUGCAGAGGCUGUUAAAGCGAAUCCGACUGGGUGUGCAGGACCGCACGGAUCUGGACCUCCUCAACACCAGGUGCUACCAGGAGGGUAGGCAGAUCCCGUGGGCAUCAGGCAUCACCGUGGUGACGCCGCUGAACAGGAACCGGUGGAACCUGAACAUGGAGGCCAGCUUGGCGUUCCAGAUCCAGCACCGGUCGACGUUACGCAUCUUCAUAUCCGGCCAUAAAUGGAAGGAGGGCUUGCCGACGGAGGAGGAGGCCAUCAUGAUCCUAAACCAGGGCGACGAUAGCGCAAUACCGGUGCCGGCCGUCUUCAUGUUCGUGCCGGGGAUGCCGGUCGUCGUGAACCACAACACCCACCAGGGGUUAAAGCUGGUGAACGGUGCCAGCUACGCGGCGCUGGAGGUUAUCCUCGACAAGUCGUACCCGGGGCAUCGCAUCUCGGCCGACAUGACGAUCCAUUUCGGCCGCCGGCGGGAUAAUGCUAGAGUCCGAGACGACGAAAGAUGUUCAAUUCGUCGGGAUGCCGCCAGGCACGAUCUUGUUGACGCCCAUGACCGUCAAGAUACAAUGCCAGCGAAAGAGGCCGUGGCAGCAGAACGACUGCAGGGCAGGACGCUCGAGCGUGUGGCUCUGGAGCUGCGGGGGACGCGGACGUCAAACAUCGAGGGACGCGCCGUGUCCUCGCAGUGCGACCCGUACAGCCUGUACGUGCAGCUGUCCCGCUGCCCGACGUUGGAUGGCAUCAUGCUCGUCUCCAAAGUGCGGGAGAGAGACUUGGUGGGCAACAAAGUCCCGGACGAGAUGACCGACGCAGAAGCGAGGCUGGGUCGGCUGAGUGACAAGACUGUUCGCGAGGCCUUGGAAUGGCUAGACGUUGAUUCCUUAGACCCUGCGGGCUUGCACGUGAAGCUAUCGUGA
Hirsutella rhossiliensis is the source of this 4629-nucleotide messenger RNA. Its product is annotated as ATP-dependent DNA helicase. The record is from RefSeq and is a predicted model, not a curated record. The transcript is spliced from 10 exons. Lineage: Eukaryota; Fungi; Ascomycota; Sordariomycetes; Hypocreales; Ophiocordycipitaceae. Bases 1 to 4629 code for a protein of 1542 amino acids.